Molecule: messenger RNA, 815 nt
Organism: Chara braunii
Lineage: Eukaryota; Viridiplantae; Streptophyta; Charophyceae; Charales; Characeae
Source: the annotation of a GenBank genome assembly
AGAUACUUGAGAGAUACCAUACUGUGGAAGAAAAUGAUAAGGAGGACGAGGAGGAGGAGGAGGAGGAAGAUAAUUAUGAGGAGGAUGAGAAGGAGGAGGAAGAUAAUUAUAAGGAGGAGGAGGAGGAGGAGGAGGUAGAGAAAGAGGAGGGAAGAGGAGGGAAGAGGAGGCAAGAAAAAGAAAGGGGAGGAAAAAGAGGAAGAAGAUGGAAGAGAAUGCGGAGGAAGAGGAGGAGGAAGAGGAAGAGGACGAUAAUGAGAAGGAGGAGGAGGAGGAAGAGGAUAACGAUAAGGAGCAGGAGGAGGAGGAGGAGGAGGAUAACGAUAAGGAGAAGACGGAGGAGGAGGAGGAGGAGGAGGAGGAGGAAGAGGAUGAAGGUGGAAGAGAAGGAAGAGGGGGUGAGGAGGAAAAAGAAGAAGGUAGAGGAGGCAGGAGGAAGAGGGCGACAAGGCGAUCUGAAGUAGAAGAAGCAGAUGAUGAAGUUCUUCUGAGAAUGGGCACCGAACGAAUACGACCGAUGGAAGGGGGAGGAGUGGAACUGUGGAAGAAGAAGAGGACAAAGUGGAGAAGGAAGAAAAGAAAAGGAGGAAGAGGAAGAGGCGGACAAGGAAGAGGAAGAAGAGGAAGAGGAAGAGGAAGAGGAGCACGAGGAGAAGGAGAAGAAGGCAGCCAAGAAAGGAAAGAAGAGGAGGAGGAGGACAACCACGAUGUCGUAGAAGUGACAGAUAGAUUAUGACGAUUCGCAAACGGAGCGAAUAGCUAUUCAGAAAACACAAAGGGCCUCGCCGAUGGAAAUAGCGUACAGCAGCAGCGGA